Aethina tumida (small hive beetle) is the source of this 1587-nucleotide messenger RNA. Its product is annotated as growth hormone-regulated TBC protein 1-A-like. Bases 508 to 1494 code for a protein of 328 amino acids. The transcript has 3 exons. Lineage: Eukaryota; Metazoa; Arthropoda; Insecta; Coleoptera; Nitidulidae. The record is from RefSeq and is a predicted model, not a curated record.
UCUUGAAUGUUUCUGGUCUCUCCCUUGAAACAAUGACUUGGGUUCAUUUUCAAUUGUGUCCCACUGGAUCUUUCCCAAUCAUUGGGAUGUAUAAAAACAUCCCUUAUCUAUGAGACGCCCCAUUAUGAUGUAUUAUUAUAGAAUUUGAAUAAUAUAUUAAAAUUGAAAAAUGCGUGCUGCCAAAAUGAAAACUAUAAUUUCCCUUCCUCUGUCACUUUUCGUAGUUUUCGUUUAAAAUGUGUGGUUAGCUUUUUUUUAAUAUGAGUAAUACUAUUAUCUACAAUUUAUAAUGAAAUUAGAACAUUACAUGGCGAAAGAUAAAGUAACUAAAAACCAUUUCAACUCAUUAAAGUUUAAUUGGUGGCCUAAUUAUUAAUGGAACAAGCCUGCAAUAAGGUGAUUCACAGUUUAAAUGAACGUAACAAAUAGUAAUAUUAGGGCACUUUAUACAAUGAUCUCAGACAGAUAACAUUUAUUAUUAACGUUCCCGAAUGUACAAUACCAAAAAUGGCUAAGUCAACAUAUAGCAAAGUGGAUGAGUAUGGUUUUGAAAGGCCCCCUAGCUUUAACUAUGAUGUAUAUGAUACCUUUAUGUCCAAAUACAUUAGGAUACUUACAAGAAGAUCUCAGCGAUGGAGUACUUUAAAAGGUGACAAAUAUAAGAAGACCAGAACUUUGAAAAGGUUUGUAAGAAAAGGAAUACCAGCAGAUCAUAGAGUGGCAGCUUGGAUGUCCAUUUCUGGGGCAUUAGAACUUAAGGACACCAGUCAGAAAAGUUAUGCACAGUUGAAGAAGAAUUUUACUAAUCAACAUGUGUUGGAAAGUAUUAAAGUGGAUUUGCCCAGAACAUUUCCAGAUAAUAUUUACUUUACAAACCAUGAAUACCUUCCUAGUCAUUUAUACAAUGUAUUGGCAACAUUUGGCCACCAAAACACUGAUGUAGGUUAUUGCCAAGGCUUGAAUUACAUAGCUGGUUUGUUGUUGUUGGUAACCAAAGAUGAAGAAUGUUCUUAUUGGCUAUUAAAAUGUUUAGUAGAGAAAAUACUUCCCCCAUAUUAUAUAGUCACUAUGUCAGGAUUAUUGACUGAUUUGGAUGUGCUCAAUGAGUUGGUACGUGUCUCAGAACCACAAAUCUUUCACCAUGUGCACAAAAUAGGCAUGCCUUGGGCCAUGGGUAUUACAAAGUGGUUUGUGUGUGUUUAUUCUGAGGUGCUGCCUACUGAAACUGUACUGAGGAUUUGGGACUGUUUGUUUUAUGAAGGUUCUAAAAUCUUAUUUAGAGUAGCUAUUACUCUGAUCAAAUUGCACAAGCAGGAUAUAUUGCAAACCAAGGAUCUUGGUGACCUGAUUACAUGUUUUAAAAACAUGAGGAAUCAUGAACAUGUUAUAGAUUGUCAUCAGUUUAUGGAGGAUGUGUUUUCACUGUCAGGAAAUAUAUCUAAUUCUAAGAUAGAAAAGCUUAGGAAAAGGUUUGAAAAGAAGGAACAAAGUUGAACAAAAGACAUUUUCUAGUCAUUUAAGUUUUAUUGAUUUCCUUUUUUAUACUACUAUAUACACUCUAUUAUUAAAUAUAUACAUUGCAAAUUA